AUGUCUUUCACCAAGAGACAAUUCGUCGCUGCGGCAUUGGCUCUUUUGCCCCUCGCCCAGGCCCAGCAGCCAGCAACUACCGAUCCCGGUAACCCGUCCUUGAAGACAUACAAGUGUUCCAAGUCCGGGGGAUGUGUUGCUCAAGACACUGCCAUUGCUUUGGAUUGGAACUACCACUGGAUUCACACUGUCAAUGGCUAUGAAUCCUGCACCACCUCCUCCGGGGUGAACACAACCCUCUGCCCUGAUGCAGCGACCUGUUCCAAGAACUGUGUCAUUGAGCCAGCCAAUUACACUUCUUCCGGUGUCUCGACGAGCGGAGAUGCCCUCACCAUGCACCAGUAUGUGAAGAGCAACGGUGUCUACGGCAACGCAUCCCCUCGCGUGUAUCUUCUCGGAUCCGACGGCGACUACGUUCUCAUGCAGCUUCUCGGCCAGGAACUGACCUUUGAUGUUGACAUGUCCACCUUGCCAUGUGGUGAGAACGGUGCUCUCUACCUCUCCGAAAUGAGCGGAAGCGGUGGACGCAAUGAGUACAACAAGGGUGGUGCCGCGUACGGCUCGGGAUACUGUGAUGCCCAAUGCCCCAGCGAGUUGUGGAAGAAUGGUACGCUUGUGCCCGGCGGCUCGCCCUACUGCUGCAAUGAGAUGGACAUCCUCGAGGGUAACUCGAGGGCCAACGCAUACACACCCCACCCUUGCAGCGCCGACAACUGUGACAAGGGUGGAUGUGGCUUCAACCCUUACGCCCAGGGCAAGACCAACUACUGGGGACCCGGUGGUACCGUCGAUACCUCCAAGCCCUUCACCAUCACCACUCAGUUCAUCACCGACGAUGGCACCCAGACCGGCACCCUCAAGGAGAUUCGUCGCCAAUACAUCCAGAACGGCCAGGUGAUUGCCAACGCCAAGUCCUCCGCCGGUAUUGACUCCAUCACCGAGCCGUGGUGUGAGAGUGUCGACAGUGCCGCCACCACCUUCGGUGGCCUCACCACCAUGGGCAAGGCCCUUGGUCGUGGAAUGGUUCUCAUCUUCAGCAUCUGGAACGAUGCCAGCGGCUACAUGAACUGGCUUGACAGCGGCAGCAAUGGCCCCUGCAGCAGCACCGAGGGUAACCCAUCCAACAUCAUUUCCCAGGACCCCGACACCCACGUUGUCUUCUCCAACAUUCGCUGGGGUGAUAUUGGCUCAACUUUCAAUGCUCCCGGUGGGUCUGGAUCUACCACUACUACCACCGCCGCCAUCACCACCACCACCAAAGCCACCACCACCACCAAGACUUCAUCCACCACCACCACGGCGGGUGGCGCAACUCAGACGCAGUGGGGUCAAUGUGGAGGACAAAGCUGGACUGGCCCCACGGCUUGUGUCGCCGGCACCACCUGCAAGGUGCAGAACCCUUACUACUCCCAGUGCCUGUGA
Molecule: messenger RNA, 1422 nt
Organism: Penicillium diatomitis
Lineage: Eukaryota; Fungi; Ascomycota; Eurotiomycetes; Eurotiales; Aspergillaceae
Product: putative endoglucanase
Exons: 1
Coding region: 1-1422 (473 amino acids)
Biological process (GO): carbohydrate metabolic process
Cellular component (GO): extracellular region
Molecular function (GO): cellulose binding; hydrolase activity, hydrolyzing O-glycosyl compounds
Source: RefSeq, a predicted model, not a curated record